Molecule: messenger RNA, 1533 nt
Organism: Naegleria lovaniensis
Lineage: Eukaryota; Heterolobosea; Eutetramitea; Acrasida; Naegleriidae
Exons: 2
Coding region: 1-1533 (510 amino acids)
Molecular function (GO): heme binding; oxidoreductase activity, acting on paired donors, with incorporation or reduction of molecular oxygen; iron ion binding
Source: RefSeq, a predicted model, not a curated record
AUGUUUUUAAUCCUUUUUUCGUCUUUCCUCAUUCUUUUCAUCACGUACCAUUUGUAUCAUUAUUCGUUGCAUCGCAAGGAAGUGAAUCGAGUGAAACAUAUUCCAGGAUAUUCCUUUUAUUCCUAUUUUACGUUAAAGUUAUUUGCUCCUGAACAAGAUUUCCUCUUUCUUCCUCGCUCACAAGCCUUGAAUGCUGCCAAGUUCGGAAAACAUAAUAUUUGGAGAAUUACAAUGGGAACUGAUACGAUUUGCUUUGUAGUUAAUCCCGAGCAUUACAAAGAUAUUUUGGUAACAAAAGCCAAAUUAUUUAGAAAACAUCCAUUAUUUAAUAAUUUAAAUAUCGACUAUAGGGUAAAGAACGUGUUCACAGAUUAUGGAGAUUCCUGGAAAAGACAUAGACAGUUAACACAACCAAGCUUUUCAGAUGAUAAUCUUGCCAAAAUAUUGAAAGAACAUGUACAUCGUAUUUCGAAUCGAUUGGUGGAAAAGAUUUGGGAAGGAAGAAACUUGGAAAAUAAUUGUGUAGUGAUCAAUGAUUGGAUGAGAAGAGUGACACUGGAUGUUAUAAGUAAUGCUGGAUUUGGAGCUGAGUUUGAUUGUCUUGGAAAUGAAAAGGAUAUUCUCCCUCUUAUUGCUAAAACAAUUGUUCAAGUAUUAUCAGCAGGAUUACUAUUCAACAGAAGAUAUAUUGAACCUUUUACAAAAUUUUUCUUCCCUUCCAAGUACAAGUUGGUAUUUAAGGAAUGGCCAUCCAUUCUUCGUAACAUGGUUGACAGGAGAGAGAAGGAGAUUGAGCUGGAGAAAGAAAGUGGAGAGAUUUAUAAGAGCAACUUAAUUUCUCAAAUGCUUCUUGCCAAAGAAGAGGAACCAACCGAUGGCGUCAAAAAAGGUUUUACAAAGGAUGAGGUAGUGGCUAACUCGCAUGCAUUUAUGCUUGCUGGAGAUGAAACAAGUCAACAAACAUUGAUAUGGAUGUUUUACUUUAUUUCUAGGCAUGAAAAUGUUCAGGAAAAAUUAAGAGAAGAGGUUAUUAGAGAGGUUCCUCUAGAGGGUAUUGACUUUGAGCUCUAUCAAAACAAGGAAAAACUUAUUUAUGCUAGAAAUGUGCUAAAUGAGACUCUAAGGCUAAAAGGUCCUGUUCACACCAACACCAGAUACACCUUAAAACCAGUAGAAAUUGCUAACAAAACUAUUCCUAAAGGCGUGACGGUCGAAAUGAAGUUUUGUGUGUCACAAAUGGACACAGAAAUUUGGGGUGAAGAUGCCUUACUGUUCUGCCCAGAAAGAUUUGAACGGCCAGAAAUCAAAGAUCUACUCAAACAAAAUAGAUAUACUUUCAUACCCUUCAGCAUUGGGCCAAGAACAUGUAUUGGAAUGAAGUUUGCAGAAAUGGAAAUUUUGGAUGUUGUCUGCAGAAUGGUUAGAAACUAUGACAUGAAAUGCCAAAAUCAAGGUGAAAUUAAGGAGGUUGCCGGAAUUACUCUAAAGCCAGCGGAUGAUAUUGUUGUCAAACUGGAAAAGCGAGGAGUAUAA